Messenger RNA from Rhododendron vialii, 2593 nucleotides. RefSeq names its product potassium channel KAT3-like. Bases 72 to 2093 code for a protein of 673 amino acids. Gene Ontology annotation, cellular component: membrane. The record is from RefSeq and is a predicted model, not a curated record. The transcript has 11 exons. Gene Ontology annotation, molecular function: voltage-gated potassium channel activity. Gene Ontology annotation, biological process: transmembrane transport; potassium ion transport. NCBI's taxonomy places the organism in Eukaryota, Viridiplantae, Streptophyta, Magnoliopsida, Ericales, Ericaceae.
CUACAGUAGUACCAUAGCCAUUGAUCGAGCGAACUCGAAUUCAAAUUUCGAAACCCAUAUAUCCACAUAAAAUGUCGUUUCGCAAUCCGAAAAACCUCUUCCAACGCCUAGGCUUGGACAAGCUUGACAGGAGCUUCAGUAACAAAAGCCCCCAUGUCAGCUUCUUCUCCGGUGAUCACCACCUCCUCCCUACCCUUGGAGCCAGAAUCAACCAAUCGACCAAACUCCCGAGAUUUAUUGUCUCCCCAUUCAGCCCUCGUUACAGGGCUUGGGAGAUGUUCUUGAUCGUUCUAGUCGUUUACUCCGCCUGGAUCUGUCCGUUUGAGUUCGCAUUUCUGGCUUGCGUGGAAAACGCCCUCUACAUAAUUGACAACAUCGCAUUUCUGGCUGGCGUGGAAGACGCCCUCUACAUAAUUGACAACAUCGUCAACUUCUUCUUCGCCAUUGAUAUUGUUCUCACCUUCUUUGUGGCAUAUCUUGACAAUCAAACUUACCUUCUUGUCCAUGAUCGCAAGAAGAUCGCAAUCAGGUACGUAUCAACCUGGUUUCUUCUCGAUACGCUGUCGACACUCCCAUUCCAACCCCUCAUCAGCCUGGUGUUCAGAGGUUAUAACAAUGUGUUCGGCUGCAAAUUACUCGGCAUGCUCAGACUUUGGCGUCUAAGACGAGUCAGCUCUCUCUUCGCAAGACUAGAGAAGGACAUUCGUUGCAGCUAUUUCUGGACUCGGUGUACAAAACUCGUAUCUGUUACACUAUACGUAGUACACUUUGCAGCCUGCAUGGACUACAUGAUUGCAGACCGAUAUCCAAACCCCGAGAAAACAUGGAUUGGUGCAGUCUACCCAGAUUUCAGAGAAGCCAUGAGCCUCAGGGACAGAUACGUAAUUUCCGUUUACUGGUCCAUCACAACCCUGUGCACUGUUGGCUAUGGGGACUUCCAUGCAGAGAACAUCAGAGAGAUGUUGUUUACCAGCUUCUACAUGCUGUUCAACCUGGGAUUCACAGCUUACCUCAUUGGCAACAUGACCAACCUUGUGGUUCAUUGGACCAGACACACUAGAGAUUUUAGGGAUAGAAUCACAGCUGCUUCAGAAUUCACCAGGCGAAAUCAACUGCCCUCCCGCAUAAACGAUCAAGUAGUGUCUCACAUAUGUCUCGAUUUCAAAACAGAAGGGCUGAAGCAGAAGGAGACCUUGAACGGCCUGCCGAAAGCCAUUCAUUCCAGCAUUGCCCACUUCCUGUUCUUCCCUGUCGUUCAGAAUGUCCGCCUCUUCGAAGGCGUUUCUCGCAACUUUCUUUUCCAGAUGGUUCCUGAAAUGGAAGCAGAGUAUUUCCCGCCAAACGAAGACGUGAUCCUGCAAAACGAGACGCCAACAGAUCUUUACAUACUUGUCUUAGGAGCAGUGGAUUUUAUUGCAGAGAUUCAGGGGCAAGACCAGGUUUUCGGAAAGGCCACUGCAGGGGAAAUAUUUGGAGAAAUUGGGGUUCUAUGUAACAGGCCACAACCAUUCACAUUUCGAACCACAGAGAUCUCUCAAAUGCUACGACUGAACAGAAGUAAACUCAUGAAACUUAUUCAAGAAAAUACAAAAGAUUGCGAUACCAUCAUGAACAAUCUUUUGAAGAAACUGAGAGGGACAGACAGCUUUUGCUAUGUGAAUCAAUGGGAAGAUCCAAGUUUGAACAUGGGUGAUCAGUGGGUUGAUGAAGAAGGAUUAAUGGAAAGAGGAAGCUUUUCUCAGAACGUAAUUCAAGAGCUUCCACAUUACCUUGGAAAUGGUCAUGAGUUCGGACCUACAAGAAUCAAUGGCCAUUCCAAGGCUCUGACAGAUCAGAUUGGUAUGAACAAAUUGCCAAAGAGAGUUAAUAUUCACAUCAAAAGUGCAUCACAAGAGCAACUUGGGAAGCUCAUAUUCCUACCUGAUUCCUUGGAAGACCUACUGAGGAAUGCGGGUGAAAAAUUUGGAAGCUACGGUCUAACGAAAGUCGUGAAUGCGGAGAACGCCGAAAUAGAAGACAUUAGUGUGGUUCGAGAUGGGGACACUUUGUUUCUGCUGGAAGGAGGAGAUUAUCAAAGUACAGAUUGUAAUUGAACCAAGGGGCAACUUUUCGGAGAUGAGUUUGGCCUAACUUUUGGAAGUUUUUUUUGGACUUUCUGGGAGCUUUUUGGCACGGUCUGUUUGGUUGUUUUUCUCUUCAUUUUUGCAAAAUUUAGGUCAAGUUUUUACCUCAUAUUUUUCAUCUAGAUGAGAGAAAUCGAAAAAGUAAAAAACAUAGGCUAAGUUUAAAAAAAUUCAUCCAGGACGACGAAAGACCCAUUUAUAUGUCUUUUAUAUUAACUUGUUGGGUCUUUUCGCCGUCAUGAAUUUUUUUCAACUUUGGUGUGUAUGUUUUUAUACUUUUUCGAUUCCUCUCUUCGAAACGAAAAGCAGAGCGUAAAAAUUUGUCUAGAUCUUGUAAAGAUUAAGAAAUAACAACAAAAAAACCGUGCCAAAAAAACCCUUGAAAAGCUAGGCCAAACUCACCUGUUUCAAAAUUGAGAUCUUUUGAUCUUGUUGAUUAAUGAAAUUUUCUUCGCCGCGUUCCAAAAAAA